This is a messenger RNA of Didymodactylos carnosus, 1133 nucleotides long. The record is from the annotation of a GenBank genome assembly. Lineage: Eukaryota; Metazoa; Rotifera; Eurotatoria; Philodinida; Philodinidae.
CCAAGAUUUUUAAUAGCGGUUUGUCGUAGAGAGUUCAUUCUUUUUUUGUUUAAAAGAGGAAAAGAAACUACAUCGACUGACCGGCGUCGAUUUUUGAAUUAGGUCUUCGUUUUUUGUCAAACCGAGGAUUUUUAGAAAAUCCGGAAGGCUUUUUCGGAUUUCGCAGGUUGUUGAUUGCAUGGAAAACCAAUAAAGGCUUAAUUAAAAAAUCGGCGUCGGUCAGUCGAUGUAGUUACGUGUGUAGUUUAAAAUAAAACAAACCAGAACUCUCCAGCUUGAAGUAUAUUAGAAAAUCUUGGGACGCCGUUCAGGGUCCUUUUUGGACCCUGAUCUCUGAAAAACUCCUAAACCGUAAGACUUGGAGACAAAAAAAUCUUUUCAUUCCCGUAACUCAUUGUACCGAACGUUCACGGAAAGUUUCGUCAAGAUCGGAUGUACGGUGUCGGAGAUAAUUUCUGAGGGGGGGGGGGCCCUUAAACGUACGUUCAUGUUUUCACGCUUAGUAUUGAUAAUUUCUCGUUUUAGGUAAUAUUGCUGCCGGUAAGACAACAGUUUUAAAUCAUAUUCAAUCGAAAUAUCCUAAUAUCGAAGUAAAGACUGAACCGAUAGAUCAUUGGACAAAUGUAAAAGGAUUUAAUCUACUUGAAGCUUUGUAUACACAAUCAGAACGUUGGACAUUUACAUUUGAAUUUUAUGCACUACUUUGUCGAGUUAAAGAUUACCAAUUAGCAUCUAAUAACCAUAACAAUAAUAAAAUUAAAUGUUUUGAACGAUCAUUAUUGAGUAAUAAACACGUAUUUAUUCGUCAUGCUUAUAAUGAACAAUCUUUAAAUGAAGUCGAAUAUGAAUUAUUGAACCAAUAUUUUGAAUAUGCAUUAACAAAAAUUGAUUAUUCUCAAACUGCUAUAUUAUUUCUUGAUUUGAUACCUGAACAAUGUUAUGAACGGUUAAUAAAACGUGCACGUGAUGCUGAAAAAAUAAUAGAUUUAAAACGUUUAGAAAAAUUACACCAUUACUAUGAUGAUUUUUUGAAGAAGAUUGAUAUAUGUGAAGUAAAACGAAUAGAUGCCGCUCAGCCAGUUGAAGAUGUUUUUAAACAAGUUGAUUGUGUAUUAGAUGAAUUAGUACAAUAG